UGCUUAUACUUAUAAUGCACUAGUUAUCCGAAUGAAUUGAACUUUCACGUUAUAAGGGUACCGCGUCCAGAUGUACUUCAACUGAUCCUCUCAUCCAUGCAUACUUCUUAAUCCAAGUUCCUUCCUCCUCAAUCUGCGCUUCACUACGCAAGAUGAGUACCAGUGACCUCAGCUCCCCUUCUCCCGCCGAAGUAGAGAAUCUCGUGGUUCUUUUCGUCGGCUUCGCAUUGGCAACUUUCCUAUAUGGCUUGACAUUCUUUCAGAUGUACAUCUAUUUUUCUCGAUACUCGAACGAUGAUAUAUGGACAAGAGUCUUGGUCGGGGCACUAUUUGUCCUAGACACCACGUCAACUUGCCUAGUAUCUGAGCUAUUAUAUCACUACCUGAUAACAAUGUUCGACGUCAGCAUGGAUGUCCUAUAUGCCACAACGACUUUUUGCAUACAAGAUCUCCUUUCGGUCAUUCUCACUCUGAUCGUACAGUUGUUCUUCGCUCGUCGACUUUAUACUGUUUGCGGUGGUCCUUCGAGUAUCACUUCGAGAGUCGUCACAGUGGCAGUGUUUUUUUGUGCCUUCAUCGCCUUUGUGUUCGGCCUGACUUCAGUAGGGCAGGUUUUCAAGCAAAGGCAGCUGUCUGCAUUUGCGUUGCCUCCUAUGGCCAUUGUUGCUGGCAUCAGCCAGGGCUUCGCAGCAGUCACGAACAUCAUCAUUGUCGUUGCGAUGUGUUGGUCAUUGCGUCCUGCACGUUAUCCGGACAUGCACGUGCCUGAGGGAGUGAUAGACAAUGUCGUUGUGCUGUGUGUCGGCCGUGGCCUCAUACUCGCGGUCGUUCAGCUGGCCUUCCUUGGCACGUUUGUUGCAGCACCAGGAAAACCAUACUGGAUAGCAUUCCAGAUGAUAUCAUGCAGGGUUUAUGUGAACACUGUCUUGGGACUCUUGAACACCCGGGAAGUCAAGCAUGGCGUUGGUCUCAAUGAAGAAGAGACGUUGUCUGAUCGACAAGAUUCGCGAAACGAGGGUAUACCGAGUGCGCUCCGCUUCCGCAUGCCAUUGAGCACAAAGGCGACCCAGCAGUCGGUGAGUUUUUCGCGACAGGAUGAGAACAGCGGAGGCAGCGAAAUCGAGGAAGCAAGCAAAUCAUACGGCGACGACGAGAACUUGAGCUCCGUUCGUUCUCGGUGUAGCGAACAGCCCGCAUAUGACAAGGCUAGUUUGUCAUGAUGCGGGAUUUGCGAUUCGCCAGUUGCAUGGUCUAUCAAUAUCAUUUGUACUAAUGGUCGCUCGCUGUCGUGCUUCUCGCACUUGCUUUCCUUGCUUUCUUUCGCUUUCGCUCUCACUUGUAUCAUAUCGCCGUCGAUUCAACAGUCGAAACAACGCAUCGCGGAUCCAUCUACCUUGGUCACUGCAGGCGCGGACUUGGAAGGAAGAACAUGUAU
Messenger RNA from Suillus clintonianus, 1435 nucleotides. RefSeq lists its product as uncharacterized. The transcript has 23 exons. The record is from RefSeq and is a predicted model, not a curated record. NCBI's taxonomy places the organism in Eukaryota, Fungi, Basidiomycota, Agaricomycetes, Boletales, Suillaceae. Bases 153 to 1220 code for a protein of 355 amino acids.